Haliotis rubra (blacklip abalone) is the source of this 3474-nucleotide messenger RNA. RefSeq lists its product as uncharacterized. The coding region runs from base 817 to 2787 and encodes 656 amino acids. The transcript has 14 exons. Gene Ontology annotation, molecular function: ubiquitin-protein transferase activity. The record is from RefSeq and is a predicted model, not a curated record. Lineage: Eukaryota; Metazoa; Mollusca; Gastropoda; Lepetellida; Haliotidae.
AGACUGACCGCGUUAUCAAAAGAAGGAAGCGCUGGCAGUUGCAGAAACCAGAUGACCACUUUCUAAAUGGACACACCUUCAACAUUGAACUGCCACCAUAAACAGUGCUUUACUAAAGUUUGGUGCACAAAAAAUGAAAAUACACCCGAAAGAAACAAUUGUGCCCUUGAUUGUAAGAGGUGUCUGAAACGCCAGAAUAAAUUCUUUAUUGCAAAUUAUGCAGAACAUAGUACAGCCAUUUUUCUCCAUUCGCAACUGCCUUGGGGGUUUCCUUUUGCUCAAAGAUAACGUGAUUAUAAUAGUGAAAUGCUGUUUAAAGCUGCUCUUGACCAAAAUCACUCCAAGACAAGAAAAUCAAAACAUUGUGGACUUACACCUGUACAUGCUCAUUCGUCAUCACACGUUUUGAUAAAUACAUGUGAAAACACAUACUGAUUGUUAUCGGGAAGAGUAUAAUGAACAAGGCAAUAACUAGCAGAUCUUCCUGUUUCAUGUUCUUGUGCAUUAACUUUCAAGCAUAUAAGAUGGGUGAAUCAUGUCCAGACUGCAAAUGAAAUUAUUCUGCGAAAUUGACGAAUUUAGCAAAAGUAAGGAAAAUGAAAACGAAUAAAGUGUGUUUUUGUUUUUAACUACAAAGUGUAUACUGACAAGAAGGAAAUAUACACUGAAGGAAACCGAGUCAGAAUAUGUUGAACAGGCCUCCAUAUAAGCAGCGGGAAAUUAACAGUCAUUUACAGUUGGAAGAGGUCGGAUUUCGUAUAAGGGAGUCUCAGUCAGUAUCCUACAUUUGACACUCAAGACGACACAUCGGAUAACAUGGACGUGGACGUGACAGUAACGUUGAUGCUAUGUCUGGCUGUCACAGCCGCAGCUUGUCACGAUCUACACGAGCAGCCAGUCAUCGUAAGGCCAUCCAAGGAGCGUACUGUGGUGAUUGCCCCGGGGACCCAUAUAGACUUGACAUGUGUUGCCAGAGGAGCCCUGAACCUAACGAUCAAAUGGACGUUCAACGGUUCUCCAGUUCACCGGUCUGAAUAUAGAGUUGAUCACCCCAAUGCCAACAUCAGCAUUAUCUAUGUUGGAGAAGAGGGACAAUAUCGGUGUGUGGCAGAGAUGGAUGGCCACACGACAGCAUCACCUGCCAUUACACUCAAGUUUAUAGGUGGCAACCAGAGUUGGACAUAUGUGGCAGGGGGGUGCACGGCUGCCUUGUUGCUGAUUGUGCUGGUUAUUGCAUGGAGAAGAGGUCUAUUCACAAGACUCGUGGAGAACUACAUCACGCCUAUAUUGGAUCACAAUAGGAGAGAUGUUGAUCACAACCGCCGUCAAAACACCUGUGAUGAAGACGGCUAUGAAAUCGUCCCGGAUGUGCAGAACACGUGUAGUCACGACAAGUCUGAAGUAUCAGUCAGUAUAAAUGAUGAGGGCGAAAGUGACGAAGAUAAUGCUGCCGCCGCUGCAUCUGAUUCGGGGUAUGAACAACUUGAACCAGGCAAGAAUAGGGAAGAUUAUACCCACAUCCUGCGCAGCCUUAAUUAUAAUUUCCUGACUAUUUCUGAGGUGCCACGCUACCAAGGAAAAGACACCUCUUCCCUUUGCCAGCCUGAUGGCAGUAUGUAUGCUACUCAUACGAAAACGUUGAGAUUGAGUCUAAGCGAGCUUCUUGGCUUGUGGAGGUUCAACACAAUUGAUGAAAUGGGGGAGGUUGUGGUCACCGUCAACGACAAAGACAUCCUUCAGAUUGUAAGUAAGCUGCUGAGGAAACAAGACAUGAAGCUGCAGUACCCACCUACCGUGGAAUUCCAGAGCAAGAAACUUACAAACGAGUUCGCAGAAGAUGGAACUGUUAAGAGUUUUUUCAUGAAACUGAUGCAAGCUCUGAAAACAGAGAUACUGGAAGGUGAUGAGCCUCACUUGGGAUUCCGAAAGAACGAGACAUUUUUAAAAUCAGGACGCUAUCGAGAAGCAGGGAAGAUGGUAGCAUGGUCUAUUCUUCAUAGCGGUGUCGGAUUCCCCUACCUUACCAUCAGCAUGUAUGACUUCCUUGUGGAGAGAGAUAUCAAGUAUAUACGUUUAGAGGACAUCCACAACCCUCCUAUACGUAUUGCUUUAGAAAGGAUUAUGAGCUGCUCCACCACAACAGAGCUGAGAGGUGUACGUGACAAGGAAACCAUCACAUUGAUCAAAGGCGAAGGAAGAUCCCUUAACUGCCUGGUAAUAGAAGAGAAGGAUGACCUGGUACGACAUAUGUGGAGGUCAUAUAUGUUCGAUAGGGUACAUAUGGAAAUAGAACAGUUCAAGUCAGGAUUGGCGGAUCUUGGUUUGUUGGCUCACAUGGCCGAGUCUCCAGACGCUCUGGAGUCGCUGUUUGUUCACAAAUCUGCCCACCAUUCCGGCCCACUCACAAGCAGACAACUGAAGACCAUGUACCAAGCUGUGCUGUCACCCAUAGGAACACAGGACAGAGAGGAAGAAAACGACACUUUGGUCGCAUUCGAAGAGUUUUUGAAGAAAUGCCAAGGAAAUGCCUCUGAAGUGAAACUAGGUGACAUCUUGCGGUUCUGGACUGGAUCCGAUGCGGUGCCUUCACAGGGUUACAAGCAGGACUUGACUAUUAAAUUUGUCCCCAAAUGCUGCUUCCCUCCCUCGCCUGUAGCCAACACCUCUACUUUAGUUCUGGAACUGAUGCGUGGAUACAGUCUUGAUCAGUUAACAGCCAAUAUGUCAAAUGCUGUUUUACAUAGCCAUGUUCCUGGGAAUGCGUUUUUUAAACUCCCUGUGGUAUGAUCUGUCCAUAUCAGUAUCUGUGUACAAUAAAAGGCGGAAUCGAAUGGUCAGGUGAUGAUAGGUAAAGGCCGGUUCUGCCCCACCUGAACGAUGGAGCCAAGCUAAUUAUAGAAACACGUCAUGACAUGGUGUGGCGCAAUACACCAGGCUAUUUUUAGAAAAUGGAGUUCCCCAAGUUUAAAGAUAGCGAGAGCUGGCUUGUGACUAUGAUGGAGGGAGACGACUUGUAAUCCAGCAUGUAUUCAUAAUUAAUUGUUUAAUGACCAUAGUCAAGCACGGAGACAAGGCUUGUUUGUAAAGCAGAUUAAGGAUACAGUCUGGGUGGUAGUGAGAUUGUCAUAGACCGAACGUGAUUGUAUGUAUGUAAACUGGAAAACUCCCUCGCAAGGUGUUGGAAGCAGUACUUAACAUCUUAAAAGAGAUAUUGUAUGGACUGUUAUAUUUCACUGUACAAUAAAUGGGAAAGUCUAUAAAUAGGUCAUCUUUUCAUCCCAAGUAUAUAUUAAGUGGAAUGCAACGGUGAGAGGAAUUAGCUCACACAUAUAGCGAGACGAGGUAGAGUCACCUGUGUAAACAAACCGUUAUAGGUCUUACACAACAGCACUGCUUGUACAGUGAGAGCGAAACUUGGUCACACAGUCGGCCAGUCGUAGCCUGUGUAAACCGAUCGCUUCUGAAUGAGACAUG